This is a messenger RNA of Mesitornis unicolor (brown roatelo), 2003 nucleotides long. RefSeq names its product receptor-type tyrosine-protein phosphatase N2-like. The transcript is spliced from 11 exons. Gene Ontology annotation, cellular component: secretory granule. The annotation marks the transcript as partial. Lineage: Eukaryota; Metazoa; Chordata; Aves; Mesitornithiformes; Mesitornithidae. The record is from RefSeq and is a predicted model, not a curated record.
AUGACCAUGAGCCAGCAAUGUACCCUUGCGGCCAAGGCCAAUGGCAUUCUGGAGUGUAUGAGAAGAGAUGAGAAAAGAAAGCCAAUCAUUCCCAGUUCUGCAGGCAUUCUGACAGCUAAAGUAGACAUUAACAAUUUGCAACACGUGGCAUGGGGGACAAAAGUCUCUGAGCUCUACAACUCGGAGUUUCCUGGCCGAAAUGAAGUUGCAGUUAAAGUCAAUUUGGAUUUUGAUUGGCACAAGAGCUGGCAGUCUCAACACGUUACCCUGUCAGACACAGGUUUUGCUGGGCCCAGAUGCAGAGCCCUGCACAGCCUCAGCCAGGCUGGUCGUGAAGAGGGUCAGGAGGAUGGGCAGGAGGAUCUGCACAACCGAAUCUUUGAGUGUACUAGCUCCUUAAUGUUCUACGAGUGUAGUUUCCUGGAGAAAACAGAGAAGGGACAAUGUGCCAUGAAUAGGGAAGAAGUGAAGGAACCUUUCAAUAGAAACCAGCUGAUGAAAAAACUCUUUUCCGUAGCUGUCCAAAGUUUUACCUGGCGAGAUGAUUAUACACAACAUGUUAUUGGUCAGGAACUCUCAACCAUUCACAAAAUCCACAACAGACGCCCUGAUAUGUUUGCAUCUGAAGGAUCUGACAUGGGAAGGACUUUGGGACAAAAUGUGGAUAAUGAAAGAAAUUACGAUCUGGAAAAUGAUGUGAACUUGGCCAAGUCUCUUCAGCAAUACCUUAAAUAUCUCGGUAUUCUCUCCCAGUCUGCAGCUACAAAUCUGUAUCCAAGGAAGGUGAAUGACAAAGCUUCUGUCAAGAGUUACAUCUAUAAUGAUCCUAUCAGGUACUACAUGAUGCAAAAACCUAAAGAAAAAGCACCUCCAUCCCAUCAAAAGCACGCUGAAAAUCUCCGUGGGAGGACCUUCAACCAGCCUCAGCCAGAGUCAGAAAUGGGGCUUGACCAAAAAACUCUGAUGGCUGCACUGCACACAUACAUCACCCAGAACUUGUCAGCACAAAACAACGAGAAAAGCUCUCACAGCAGGACUAAAGGGUCUCACGUUCAAGCUGAUAGAUUCUACACUUCACAAGUGAGUCCUUUUGAUGGAAUUUUUGCCAAAGGAAAAGCAGAACAUUUUCAAAUGAAGAAGCUGUUCCAGCCAGGACCUGCAUCUGGGGUGCUGGGGCCAACACCUGAGAUGCUGAAUCACAAAUCUGCUUCCCAGGAUGAUCCAAAGGACCCUCUAAGCACAGUGGAUGAGACACUUAUUAAAGAUGUAUUGAAGGACCUGGAGAAACACCAGGUGAAUGUGGAGAAUCUCAGCUCAACAGAGUUGGAUGAGAUCGCUGAUACCAUUGCUGAUGCAAUUCAAACAGCUGGCAUUCAGGAAGAAAUGGAGGAGGGUGCUGGAAAAACUGGUGAAGACAAAACAGAAGCACAAAUGAGAAAAGAAGGUGCUCAAGGAGGGGCAGAGAUUCAGACUGGAUUAUCGGAAAACAGCAACAUAUCAGGCAGUGGAGGGCGUGAAGCCAGUGCAAGAACUGAUAAAGAGGAGAACACUGCAAAACUAAUUAACUUCUUGAAUGAGAAUGCAUUACCUGAAAAUAUGCCUAAAAACCUCAUACCUGAAGAAUCCACUAAGACAGAAACCAAGAAGUCUGAAGACACUGACUCUACUUCCUCAGAAGAAAUAAAUGCUGGUGUGGAAAAUGUAAAAAGUGAGACUUUCUCAAGGGAACUGACAGCUGCAGAGAACAGUGAAUCUGACUCCACAGACCCGAGCAAGACCCGCUUCUGGAUUAAGAAUGCUUUAAUGCAGGAUGGAAACUCCUAUGAAGAGCCUCAUAAAAAUAUGGGACAAGGCUUACAACUUGAAGUGAAAUCUUCUGGGGAGAAAGAAUAUGGCUAUAUUGUGACAGUGAAAGACCCCCUGAGUGUGGAAAAGGGCUUGGAGUUAAUAAAGGAAGUGGCAGAUCUCCUGAAGCUGCAGAUGAGUGCCUUCGAUGAUGUCAA